This is a messenger RNA of Calliphora vicina (urban bluebottle blowfly), 3021 nucleotides long. Its product is annotated as transcription factor btd-like. Bases 945 to 2933 code for a protein of 662 amino acids. The transcript is spliced from 2 exons. Gene Ontology annotation, molecular function: RNA polymerase II cis-regulatory region sequence-specific DNA binding; DNA-binding transcription factor activity, RNA polymerase II-specific. The record is from RefSeq and is a predicted model, not a curated record. NCBI's taxonomy places the organism in Eukaryota, Metazoa, Arthropoda, Insecta, Diptera, Calliphoridae. Gene Ontology annotation, biological process: regulation of transcription by RNA polymerase II.
ACACGCGUGCUUAUAUCCUGCGGCCGGGUUAGACGAGAGAGAAACGAAACUCCUCUGUAUUGCCAUCUCAUUCGUUUGCAUUGCACCACUCAUUGUUUUUGUAUUUCUCUGUAGUUAUAUUAUUAUAAAAUGCGCAGCUCUUUGCUGUUAACCUCACACUCUCUACUUUGCCUUACUCAUCUACACACCACCACACACCACCACUCUCUACAUCCAUCCACACUCUACAUUUUACAUUCGUCAGAUACACACAGCUACAGAAACGAUUUUAGUAUAUGAUUCGUAAUUCGUACGUUAAACAUUUCUCUCGCUGCGUUUUAACAUUCAGUCGGCAUCGAUAAUUACCGGUGGACGUAUCGUGGACGUCGUUAAUGUGUUUGGAACAAAAAAAACUUCUACAGAUCUUUUAAGAAACAAGAAAACCAAAAUAACCUAAAAAAAAACAGAACUUAACUAUAUGCUUAAAGUGCUGCCAGCCACUGUUGCCACAUUAUUGGAAAUUAUUAUCAUUAUUAUCGGCAAUGAAAUUAUUUUGUGCAGUAGUUCGUUCUUCAGUCAGUUCAUAAGUGACUCCUGCAAUUAAGUUGGACAAAAAAAAACUUUAGUUUCUUCUUUUUGUAAAAAUUGAACGAUUAUAGUAAUUAUAGUACGAAUAUAUAAACAAAACAAGUGUAACAAAAACGUUUAAACAUCAUUCGAUUCAACCAAAAAUAAAUAAUCGAACAAAAAAGCUUAAAGAAACCAAGAAAGAAGUGAAGUGUUAUAAAAAAAACUUUGUGCCAUAUUAACAAAUAAAAUACAAAAAAAAAAACAAAAAAUAAGAGACAUGUUUGGAUUGUAAAUAAAUAAAAGAAAAAUAAUUUAACUUAAAUCCACAACAAUUAUUAACAAAAACAUACAAGUGUUUGAAAUAAACAAAAUAGAAAACAAAAAAUUUCUUCAUCAUGAUUGACUCAGCGUGUAAUUACUUAAAUCCCUAUGCCACAGCUUCCUUGGCUGCCUCCUCCACACAAACAACCUCCUCAGCUGGCUCACUGACAAAUGUCAAUGAGUUUUCGCCAUCUGCUGCUGCCGCAUCGGUUUUGUAUAACAGUAAAUCAGUGUCAUCUUCGGUAACAGGCUGCAAUCCCAUGAAAUUGGAAAUGCAAUAUCCGCCACAAUCAUCAUCUACGGGCUCGGCUUCGCCCAACUCGAGCAUACAGUCGGCACCAUCAUCAGCCUCAGUGUCACCUAGCAUCUUCCCCUCACCCGCCCAAUCAUUUGCCUCAAUUUCCUCCAGUCCGCCUGCUUCGGCCACCUCAGCAUCACCCUUAUCCGGCUCACAUACAGAAUUGGGUGCGGCUGCUGCUGCCUCGGCUGCUUACACAUGGAAUACGGCUGCCUAUACAGCUGCAUUGCCAACAAGAACACAAUUUCCUUAUGCUCAAUAUGCUUCAGAUUAUUAUGGCAAUGCUGUUGGUAUGUCUGCUGCUUCGGCUGCCGCUGGUGCUUGGUUCUCGCACCAGGAUCGUUUGUAUCAGCCCUGGUCUGGUCAAACAUAUCCCAGCUUUAAUUUCGAUGAUAUUGCAUUCCAAACUCAAUUGCAAAGACGUUCCGUGCGCUGCACUUGCCCCAAUUGUACCAAUGAAAUGUCGGGACUACCACCAAUUGUAGGACCCGAUGAGAGAGGACGCAAACAGCACAUCUGCCAUAUACCCGGCUGUGAACGCUUGUACGGCAAGGCUUCCCAUUUGAAAACCCAUUUGCGUUGGCAUACCGGAGAACGACCAUUUUUAUGUUUAACCUGCGGCAAACGUUUCUCACGUUCCGAUGAAUUACAACGUCACGGUCGUACUCACACCAACUACCGUCCCUAUGCUUGUCCCAUAUGCUCCAAGAAAUUUUCUCGCAGUGACCAUUUGAGUAAGCACAAGAAGACCCAUUUCAAGGAUAAGAAAAGUAAAAAAGCUAUUGCGGCUGAGGCCAAGGAACAGGCUGCUGCUAUUAAGCAAGAAAAGCCUUUGGAACAACAACAGCAACCGGAGAAGGCCAGUCCAGCAAAGUCUCCCAACAUGGCUAAUGGCAUGCCAAAUACUCCCACAGCUUCAGCAGCCACCACCGUCAAGAGCAACCCCUUAUCCCUUAAUAGUCGUUUAAAUAACAACCUCAAUAAUAACCAACAACACCAGCAGCAGCAACAACAACAAUCAGUUGUACCACAAAUCCAGCUUAAGACGGAACAAACUGAAAUUCCCACAAAUUAUACACCCUACACGAAUUUGUAUCAUCAGACCUCGACAUUGUUCCAACCUCAUUUGACAUCGCCAACUAGUUACGGAACAACAAAUCCAGCCACCGCAAGCGUACAACAAACACCACCAACAUUUGAUUUGUGGAAUACUCAACAGCAGCAACAGACAAGAAGUGCCAUGGAACUGCAGCAACAGCAAACAAAUACCAAUAAUAAUAAUAACAAUGCAACAGCCACAACCGUAUCUACCUCAAAUAAUGGACAUUUAGCACAUUCUCCAAAUAUGCAAACGCAACAGCAACAACAAACUUCCCAAACUCAACAGCAACAACAACAACAACAUUCCCAAACAUCGCAACAUUACAACGCCUUGGCCAUGCAAAGUGAAACUCAAUUAGCCGCCGAAUAUGGCAUUACAAUGUCUUCGCCCCACACUAACAACGGCAACACAUCACCCAUUUCACAUCAUCAUCAUCAUCCCCACUCGUACUCGCAUUCACACCAUCAUCACAUGCAACAUCAUAUGCAACACUCAUCAACCUAUUCCAAUUUAAUAGGACAAAUGAAAUCGGAAUAUCCUUCAUAUGCUGACUUUUCAACAACUUCAACAUAUCCCACACCCACUUCAGCUUUCCACCAUCAUCCUCAUAAUCCUUGGGCUGCAGCGGCAGCCUAUCAACAUCCCCAUCAUGCCACAGCAUAAGCUCAAGGAUAAUGUUUUCAAAACGGUUGACCGUUUAUCGUUUCUAAUGAUGUGUUGUUUUUCUCGAUUUUUAAUCCAGCCAUUUGUA